AUGAAAGACGUUGGCUCACAUCGUAACAUCGUGAACAUGUUGGGUUGUGGUACACUCAGUGAUCCAAUGUUUCUUAUCGUGGAAUAUCUACCUAAUGGUGAUCUACUCCACUACCUCAGGAAACGACGAGGAAAGGCAACAAGAUACCCAGAYAGCGAUCCUCGUGGUCCAUACCACUCUACCUACUGCCAGACGUAUUUCAACAAGAACAAACCCGAAGAAGGAUUAUUAGUUCAGGCAUCACGCAGCGACAGGAUCUACGUUCACUCACCAGAAAACGCUAAAGAGUCAAGCCCAGGCGACAUUCAACUACUAUCUGUCCAAAGCGUGGAGACUGGUAACAAUGAAGUCGUUACCACGGGUUACGAUUCAGAGGAUUGUGAGAAGGACGAUAUUGAUGAUGAUAUCUUGACACCUGGUGAUUUGAUGGCCUUCGCAUGGCAGGURUCGCAGGGCAUGGAAUACCUUUCCAAGCGAGGCUAUGUCCAUCGUGAUCUCGCAGCUCGUAAUGUCUUGGUUGGUUUAUGAGAUCAUGUGUUCUUGUUGGAGAGCGCUACCUGAAGAUCGACCCACGUUUGAAGAUUUGCGCUCAAAACUUGAAGAAAUGAUGACACGUGACAAUCCUUACUUCGACCCUUCCGCUGUCGAUGAAUCACGUGACUACUAUAAYGUCCCGUCAUUCAACAGUGCCCCAGAACCGGAUGACGAUGACGAUAUUAUUGAAGACUUAUUUGGUGGARUGGCGUCGUCCAAGGAGGACGAAAUCCAARUCAUCACCAAGAGCAACGAAAGCGAUAAGAAUUCUGAGGGUGAUUUUCUGUUCAGUGACGUGUCCCCAUCAGGGGACCCCUGGGUCCURGAAUUGGACAACGACGCUUCGGUAAAUAGUGAUCAUGUCAUGGGAUUGGAUGUUGAUCUUAUUGAUAACGAGCAAAGUAAACCCUCAACUGAGCAACCUAAAASUAAACUUAAAAAUAUUAAAUACGCCAGCCUCGACUUCAACGAUAUUGAGUUYCAGAUCUACAGACGUCAMAAUAGAGGGUUUGCAUUAUAAAUUAAGCCAUCCUUACUCCUUACUUUCGGGAUAUCUUCGGAAAGUCCUCGUAACUACUUCGAGAUAUUCUCGGAAGGAACUUGAAUCGUGAGCACCUUUCGCCCUCCAUAAGCCAGAGACUUAUAUAAAGAUGAAUUCGUCGCUUAGAGAGUUUCAGUUCAGACAUUUAUGUUUCAUUUAACAGGCUUUUUAAUAAGUCCUUAUGCAAAGUGACAAUGUGAAUUCAAUAAUUUAAAUUCCAAAAAUUAACAAGUAAAGGGUGAUUAUAAAUUAUAAAAAAUAAUGUAAUGAUAAAUCGAGAAUGUGGUAAAUCUGCUGCGAGUAGCAAGUAACAAAGUUAAUUUUUGAAUAGAUAUAACACUUGAGAAACUGUUGCGACGGACAUUCGUCUGGUCGAAUUAAAUAAUUAAAUGCAAAUUAUAUGGCAAACAUUUUUUGAUGGAAUUACAUUUACCUUAAGCUGUUAAAUAUCAUGUAUAAAUCAGUUUUAAUCGAUUAAUUGUUCUGCUUUUUGUAUGUCAGUGUUUUAAGUUUAUUUUAAUAAACUGUAUUGCAUACUCUAAA
Messenger RNA from Exaiptasia diaphana, 1618 nucleotides. RefSeq names its product platelet-derived growth factor receptor alpha. Gene Ontology annotation, biological process: protein phosphorylation; multicellular organism development; cell surface receptor protein tyrosine kinase signaling pathway. The record is from RefSeq and is a predicted model, not a curated record. Gene Ontology annotation, cellular component: signaling receptor complex. Lineage: Eukaryota; Metazoa; Cnidaria; Anthozoa; Actiniaria; Aiptasiidae. Gene Ontology annotation, molecular function: transmembrane receptor protein tyrosine kinase activity; ATP binding.